UUUGUCUUUCACAUAUUUUUCUCCAGAAGUUUUGCGAAGUGAUCGAGACACACUGCGACGACAACUUACGAAAAAGUGACAUUCCGAGGACGGACUUUACCACGUCUUGAACUCAAAUAUCGGACGUUUAAUAAUACGGGGGACGGAUUUGUAAACCGAGACCCUCAUCCUGGACGGGCUAAAAACUUUAAACCGAGCGAAAUGAACCGGAGCUUUAAUAAUAAAUCGCAAUCUUUGCGUAAUUUGAACAUGAAUGCCGUGGAAGUGAAAAGCAAGUAUGGGGCAGAGUUCCGGAGGUUUUCCGUGGAUCGGCUAAAACCAGGCAAGUUUGAGGAAUUCUACAGUCUUAUUAUGACCAUCCACCGGAUCGCAAACAUGGAGGUGAUGAUCGGAUACGCUGAUGUCCACGGAGACCUUCUUCCUAUCAACAAUGACGAGAACUUUGGCAAGGCCGUCUCCACCGCACACCCCCUGCUGCGAAUCUUCAUACAGAGACAAGAAGAGGUUGACUACAGCAGCUUUGGCACCAGCACUCUGACACGGAAAAAGAAGGCCGUGGUCACUCUUCGCAACGACCUGAACCGCAAGCGGCCCCACAUCCGCAUUGGCAUGCCUCAGGACUUCCGCCCUGUGUCGUCCAUCAUUGACGUGGACAUCCUUCCUGAGUCCCAUCGGAGAGUCCGACUCUAUCGACAUGGCUCAGACAAGCCUCUGGGCUUCUACAUCCGUGACGGCACAAGUGUCCGUGUCACACCCCACGGCUUGGAAAAAGUCCCGGGUAUCUUCAUAUCCCGACUUGUACCCGGAGGCCUGGCGGAGAGCACAGGCCUGCUGGCUGUCAAUGAUGAGGUCCUGGAGGUCAACGGCAUCGAGGUUACCGGGAAAACACUGGACCAGGUCACGGACAUGAUGAUCGCAAACAGCCAUAACCUGAUUGCGACAGUGAAGCCGGUGAACCAGCGCAACAAUGUGGUGAGGAGCAGCCGCAGCUCGGGUCAAUCAUCCGACAGCAGCGGUUCGGUGGGCUACCCUGCCAUGACCUUACCAACUGGUGCCACCGCCAUCAGCCAUGGUUACAGCCCAGAAGAUCUCGAGAGCGACGAGGAGUCCGACAUCGUUAUCGAGAGCAAUAUCAAGCGGCCAUCCAGGCGCUCUAACGCCUCAGUAGCGUCGACAACAUCCCGGACACACACGCAAAAUGCCACGGUGACUCCGCCCAGUCCCCCUACACGGCCCCAAACGAGACCCCCGUCCACUGUGUCCACAGCCUCUUUCCACUCCCAGCCGAGCUUUAAUGGCACAGUGCACAGUAGUUUGAGUUAUAAGCUGAACAAGGACCUUAACCUCCAGCACCAACCCUACCACAUCAGCAACCCCACCAUGCGAGAAAGCAACGGCAGCCUGCACAAAAUCCUCAGCAGCCUGAGAACAGACCCCCGUCACAGCUUGGCGUUACCCAAGGGAGGGGUGGAGGAGGACGGCACGGUCAUCACUUUAUAGGACACACAUUCACAUAUAUAUACAGGCUAUGAAAUCUGCCAUCCCAGAGACUUUGCUUUUCAGCCUGGGACAUCAGACUCGACUUUGAACCUCACCGAAUGGGUUUUGUAAAAUGAAUAAUUUAACAGAAACGUUAUCUGGAAAUUUUACUCUUUUUAAGUGUUUGCUAUCCAUGUGUUAUUGUGUCUUUUCUGUCAAAAUGCAUUAGAAUUAGUGGUGUGCAUCUCUUUUUUUUUUCAAACCACUAAUUUUAAUGAGUCUCUUGAGGUUAAUUUUAAUCAUGUUAUCUAAAUGGGACCUGAAAAUGUGUUUAGUUCUGUGUGUGUGACGCUUCAUUGUGUUUACAGUUCACACCCGGGUGAAAGGACAAACUCAUUACAUUUUACAAAUUGAUACUUAAUCAUGCACACAAACUUUUUGUUUGUCCUGCCCGAGAUAUGUCAAUAGCCAAAAAGUACAAAGUUGUCAUUAUUACGAAUUUCCAAAUAUUGAUUUGUCUGUUGAAUGUUUUCAGUACUUUAAUACAUUAAACCACUGAUAAACUGA
This is a messenger RNA of Triplophysa dalaica, 2046 nucleotides long. It is a transcript of the gene pard6gb, whose product is annotated as par-6 family cell polarity regulator gamma b. Gene Ontology annotation, biological process: regulation of cellular localization; centrosome cycle; establishment or maintenance of cell polarity. Gene Ontology annotation, molecular function: protein kinase C binding. Lineage: Eukaryota; Metazoa; Chordata; Actinopteri; Cypriniformes; Nemacheilidae. The transcript is spliced from 3 exons. The record is from RefSeq and is a predicted model, not a curated record. Bases 202 to 1500 code for a protein of 432 amino acids. Gene Ontology annotation, cellular component: apical plasma membrane; nucleus; cell cortex.